This is a messenger RNA of Dicentrarchus labrax (European seabass), 2536 nucleotides long. It is a transcript of the gene dnaaf2, whose product is annotated as dynein axonemal assembly factor 2. Gene Ontology annotation, cellular component: cytoplasm. The record is from RefSeq and is a predicted model, not a curated record. Bases 238 to 2412 code for a protein of 724 amino acids. NCBI's taxonomy places the organism in Eukaryota, Metazoa, Chordata, Actinopteri, Moronidae. Gene Ontology annotation, biological process: axonemal dynein complex assembly. The transcript has 2 exons.
CGGUUUGUUUCCAAUUGGAGGUCCAACACCAGGUAAAACACACAUUAAUGGACAAUAAACGACGGCAAAUUCCGCAUUUACCCGGCGAGGACAGACUGUAGCAUUGUUUACUUUUUUUUUUUUUUACUUCGCUUCGGACCUAAUUAUAUUAUAUUCUAUAUUUUGGGGGCUUUUUAUCUCACCCAAGUUGCGUCCGUUAACUUCCUCCGCCUCAGUAUUGUCCUCGCCGUUAUCAGCAUGGAGGCCGGAGAUAAACUAAAAGAACUGAACAUGACAGUGGAUGAAAUCGACAGGCUCACAAAUGCUUUCAAAGACGAGAAAUUCCGGGAAAUGCUGCUCGACUACACCCGAGAAUUAUCCGACCCCGAAAAUAAGAAAAGGUACGAGGAGGAGAUCAAAAUGUUGGAGCAGGAAAGAGGAAACACCGUCGAGUUUAUCCACCCGGAACCAUUCAGGGCCCUCAGGACGAGCGUGAACGGCAAGCAGAAGUGUUUCAUCAAUAUCUGUGCCAAUGAAAAAGUUGGAAAGCCUGCCAGUGCAUGGGGGGUGUCAGAGGAAGGCCGCAGAGGGCAGCGCUGGUCUCUGCCUCACAGUCUGCACCCAGGGAGGCAAGACAUAGACCCAAAGGGGAACAAGAUCCUGAUCUAUGAUGUUAUUUUCCACCCUGACACUCUCCACAUUGCAAGCAAAAACACCAGAUUCAUGGAUAUGGUGGACAGCACAGCCAUUCAGGGAAUCCAGGAUGCUUUUAACGUGACUCUGGAUAAGAAUAAUGUGAGAGAGAUGAGCACAAAAUACAAAGGCACCCCGCAGCCUUGUGUCAUCCGAAGACCCAUACCCGGGUAUAAAGCCAAGGGGGUCUCAGAGAAGCCUGACCCUCUUUCAUUCCCGUACCCAGAAGACCAACGACCUGCCUCCUCCUCACAAACCAAGCCUACAGAAUCACCUGCGACAAAAAACAGCAGUGAUGCUGCACCUAAGAUCCAGCCUCUGGAAACCAAAGAGCCAACCAAGCCAAACUACACAGUCAAAUAUCGAUCUUUUAUUGAUCUGCAGGACUUUAGGUGUUCUAGAGACUCUGCCCAAAGCCCCAGGCCCAAAGAGAUAGUGGUUACCAUCGACAUGCCGCUUCUGAAGGCGGUCACGGAUGCCAGCCUCGAGGUAAAGGAGAGAACACUGCUGCUGGAGUCCAAGAAACCAAACUACAGACUGGAGCUGCCCUUAGCCUACGCUGUGGAUGAAGAGAAAGGAGAGGCCAAGUUCAACAAACAGAGAGGACAGCUUACUGUCACACUGCCUGUUCUUCCUUCCAAUGAAGCUUUGGAUUUUGCUGUUAGUGCUGACGAGGGGCAGGAGGGCAAAAGUGAGGUGGAGGAGGAGGAGGAGGAGGAUGCGUCGAAGGAGAUGGAGAGGGAAUACCUGAAAAGUGAAGAGGAGGAGGAAAGAGACAUUGAAGAGGAGCAGUGGACAGUAGUAGCGAAAGGUGAGGAAGAGGAAGAAAAAGGUUGGGACAAAGGGGAGGAGGAGGUGAGGGAAGAAGAAAAUAGCAAAGAUGAGGAAAUUAGUGUGGAGGAAGAAGCAAAAUGGAAGGAACUGGUGGGAAGAGGCCAAGAAAGUGUGGAAGAGGAGAAAGUGACAGGGCAGAAGCAGGAAAACGAGGAAGAAGCUGGAAACAGAAACCUACAGAAAAGGCAGCAACAUGAAGACACAGGAAGAAGCAAACAUAACAAAAUAAGGGAAGAUGGAUGUGACGGUGCAGAGGAGACAAGAGGUGUAAUAAGUUGGGAUACUGUUGAGCGACGUAUGGACGUUCCUGCCGAAGAAGAAGAAAACUCCUGUGUGGCUUCGCCUGAAACAGAAAACCAGCCUGUUUUCAUCACCGCUGAACGUCCAGGUUGCAUAACAGAAGAAGGAGACGUAAAUCUGAACUCUAGUUUUGAGUCGACACCCAAAAUGAAGACUUCAGACGUCAAAGAGGAGACUGAAGAGGUGAAGGAGACUCUUAAUGAAAGCCUGAAGGUGGAAACAGAAGCUGAAUGUCUACAUCACAGAUCCGGCGGGGCUGCGUCUCCCGUACCAGCUGACACUCAAAACCAGAGCAACAUGACGGACUGCUGUAUCUCCCAGGGGACUGAGGAGUGCAGCAAGAUGGCCGUCACACAUGACGCGAACAAGUCAAGCAGAGGAGGUCCAGGCAACGGGGUCACCCUCUCCUCUGAGGAACGUGCCACGGGGGCAGUAAAGCGGGAGGAGAGGGAGAGAAUCUUCCAAGCCCCAGAGCACGACGACAACAGGCCACCGUCUGGGCUGCUGAGGGAAAUCGAUAAAGAUGGAAAUGAAAAGGUCAUCAGCGAUCAUUCCACAUCCGCUGGGUUCAUCUUCCAAAACUCCCUGAUGUAUGAGCUGGACUGAGGGCUGUGUGCAAAGGGUUCAGAAAGGGUUGGAUUUAUGUUUUUGUAUUAUAGCACCAUUGAAUGCAACUUGGAUCAGUUACAACGUCUGCAGUAUUAAUAAUAUUAAAAGGUCCACUGUGUAA